AGCAGAAGACUGCUUGUGCGAGAGGGGGCCGGGCGGCUUCAGGGAAGGCGGAGUCCGAGGGGAAAACGAAACCGAGAGCUAGCUCUCCAGAAGCCGCGGGUCUCCGGCCGGCAGCGGCGGCGGUGGCAGCGGCGCAGUUUCUGGAGCAAAUUCAGUUUGCCUUCCUGGAUUUGUAAGUUGUAACGACCUCAAAGCUUUAGCAGUCCUUCCAUCUGAUUCAGGUUUCCUUCUCCGGCAGUCUUCAGAAUCAACAUCCACACUUCUGUUGAUUUUGGACAUACCUUCCAACGAGGACAGUAGAGGAAGAAAUGGCUGGUAGUCUUAAACCAGGUUUCUUCAUGGAGGAACUUAAUAAAUACCGUCAGAAGCAGGGAGUAGUACUUAGAUAUGAAGAACUGCUUAAUUCAGGACCUCCACAUGAUAGGAGGUUUACAUUUCAAGUUACCAUAGAUGGGAGAGAAUUUCCAAAAGCUGAAGGUAGAUCAAAAAAAGAAGCAAAAAAUGCCGCAGCCAAAGUAGCUGUUGAGAUACUUAAUAAUGAAAACAAGGCAGUUAGUCCUUUAUCAUUGACACCAACCGAUUCUUCGGACAGAUCAUCCAUUGGGAAUUACAUAGGCCUUAUCAAUAGUUUUGCCCAGAAGAACAGACUAACUGUAAAUUAUGAACAAUGUGCAUCGGGGGUGAAUGGGCCAGAAGGAUUUCAUUACAAAUGCAAAGUGGGGCAGAAAGAAUAUGGUAUUGGUACAGGUUCUACUAAACAGGAAGCAAAACAAUUGGCUGCUAAGCUUGCAUAUCUUCAGAUACAUAAAUCAGAAGAAACCUCAGUGAAAGCUGACUCCAUAUCCUCUGGUUAUUUUACUCCUGUGCGUGACAUCCAAAACAACUCUUUAGUGACCAGCACAUUGGCUUCUGAACCAUCAUCUGAAAGUAGUUUCUCAACAGAUACAUCAGAGAUAAAUUGUAACAAUAGUUUAAACAGUUGUUCUUCAUUGUCUAUGAAUGGUCUCAGAAAUAAUCAAAGGAAGGUAAAAAGAUAUUUGGCAGCUAGAUUUGACCCUCCUGACAUGAAAGGAACAAAGUAUACUAUGGAUAAGAGGUUUAGCAUGGAUUUUAAAGAAAUAGAAUUAAUUGGCUCAGGUGCAUUUGGCCAAGUUUUCAAAGUAAAACACAGAAUUGACAGAAAGACUUACGUUGUUAAACGUGUUAAAUAUAAUAGCGAGAAAGUGGAGCGUGAAGUGAAAGCAUUGGCAGAACUUGAUCAUGUAAAUAUUGUUCACUACAAUGGCUGUUGGGAUGGAUUUGAUUAUGAUCCUGAGAGCAGUGAUUAUGAUCCUGACAGCAGUGAUUAUGAUCCUGAGAACAGCAAAAAUAAUUUAAGAUCAAUGACUAAGUGCCUUUUCAUCCAAAUGGAGUUCUGUGGUAAAGGGACAUUGGACCAAUGGAUUGACGAGAGAAGAGGCAAGGAACAGGACAAAGUUUUGUCUUUGGAAUUCUUUGAACAAAUAACAACAGGGGUAGAUUAUAUACAUUCAAAAAAUUUAAUUCAUAGAGAUCUUAAGCCAAGUAAUAUAUUCUUAGUAGAUACAAAACAAAUAAAGAUUGGAGACUUUGGACUUGUAACAUCCCUGAAAGAUGAUGAAAAGCGAACAAGGAAUAGAGGAACUCUGCGAUACAUGAGCCCAGAACAGAUUUCUUCACAAGAAUAUGGAAAGGAAGUGGAUCUCUACGCUUUGGGGCUAAUUUUUGCUGAACUUCUUCAUGUAUGUGACACCGCUUUGGAAACAUCAAAGAUUUUCAGAGACCUACGGAAUGGUAUCAUCUCAGAAACGUUUGAUAAACGAGAAAAAACUCUUCUACGGAAAUUACUCUCAAAGAAACCUGAGAACCGACCUAACACAUCUGAAAUACUAAGCACCUUGGCUAUGUGGAAAAAAAACCCAGAGAAAAAUGAACGAAACACAUGUUAGAGCUCUUCUGAGAAAGUAUCCGCUUCUGAUUUGCAAUUUUCUGUGAAUUAUCUAAAAUCUGCUAGGGAAUAUCAAUAGAUAUUUACCUUUUAUUUUAAUUUUUCCCCUUAAUUUUUUACUAUGUUU
This is a messenger RNA of Saimiri boliviensis boliviensis (Bolivian squirrel monkey), 2093 nucleotides long. It is a transcript of the gene EIF2AK2, whose product is annotated as eukaryotic translation initiation factor 2 alpha kinase 2. Gene Ontology annotation, cellular component: nucleus; cytoplasm. Gene Ontology annotation, biological process: eiF2alpha phosphorylation in response to endoplasmic reticulum stress. The record is from RefSeq and is a predicted model, not a curated record. Gene Ontology annotation, molecular function: double-stranded RNA binding; ATP binding; eukaryotic translation initiation factor 2alpha kinase activity. NCBI's taxonomy places the organism in Eukaryota, Metazoa, Chordata, Mammalia, Primates, Cebidae.